CCAUUCAACGCACUUUUCACUUCGUUUCCAGGACACUAACGAGCGGUUUUGCCUAAAAUGUUUCGCUGUGGAAUCGCUUACCCGAGGUGCAGGUGGAUUCUGCCUCUCCUGCUGCUGUUUGCGAUUAUUUUUGACAUUAUUGCCAUCGCAGCGCAGUCCGGAUGGGUAGAGGACGAGAACGCCAAAUCCCAUUACGCCAGUAUGUGGAAACAGUGUCGAGGCCGAAACGACCAGUGGGAAUGCAAAUCUCUCAUGGAGAACUCAUGGGCGCAGGCCGUCGCUGCCCUGAUGAUCAUUGGUCUCAUCAUCCUCAUCCUCGCCUUCAUCAUCUCUAUCGUUGCCCUCUGCUGUACCCUUAACAUGUCUAUGCUGCCAUUAAUCGGAGGCUUCCUUAUCGUUGCUGUUGUCGUCCAGAUCAUCGCUCUGAUCAUCUAUCCAGUCAAGUUCAACGAAUUAAUCUAUGAAGGUUAUUAUGACUACACGUGGGCAUACGGCUUUGGCUGGGGUGCCACCAUCCUGAUGUUGGGAUGUGGAAUCCUCUUUUGUUGUCUGCGAGGCUAUGAGGAUGAGCUCGCUAAUGCUGCCAAGAUCAAAUACAUCUACAGCUCUGAAUAAAAAAAAAACAAUAUAGUGCAAAUCUUUGAGGACUGUUAACCACCUGGGCCUUAAUGUCAAUGCUUUUUGCUCUCCAAAUGCAUUGUCAUGUUUGAAAACAAAUUAGAGAACCUUACUGACUCUGGGGGCUGUGAGUGGAGCUAAACUGCGUUCGGCUUUUUACUCUUGGGGCUAAAGCAAUGACCUUUGCUUUCAUUUUAAAUAGAAUUUUCUCAUCGUUGAAAAAUAUCUGUCGACAGUUUGCAUCACAGUGUUCACGUUACACGUAUUAGAUGUAAAUAUUAUUCGUUAUAAUUUGAACAGCACUAACAAUAUGUAUUCACUAGCCGUUUGGAAAGUAUAUAUGUAGUUUGUACUGGGUAGUGGUUACAUACUUCUGUAACAUGAACAUUGAAUGUAAAGUGUGACGCCGUUAUUUGUAUAUUGCUCAAACAUCUCUGCGCUAAGAAAACAUUUGUAAUGUUUAUGAACUUUUAUGUUUUGUCAUUCCAUUAUGACCCUUUUUUAUUUUUUAAUACUUGAUUAUACACUGGUGAAUAUCUUCAAAUGUCCUUUGCUGUCAGCACAAUGAGUCUGUUUGAUGAAGAUGUUUUUUUUUUUUGUGAUGGCCUGGUGUAUGCUAAAAAAAUGCAACAAAUAACAGUAACUAGAUGUUUUUCUAUGCUUUAAUAAAGUGUAAUAUUGUAAGCUCUUAAUACAUUCACAUCUUCAUUCAUUACUAAACUAAAAUGAGUAUCUUGGUAGAGAGUUGACGCUUAUGUGCAACAGAUGUGAUAUUAUAAACUAUAGUGUGCUAGGCUUGUAAAGUAUGCAACAUGGUAGGUUUUGUUCAUGUUUUACUAGAUUCUGAUUAAAUGUUUGAAUUGUA
Messenger RNA from Paramisgurnus dabryanus, 1483 nucleotides. It is a transcript of the gene perp, whose product is annotated as p53 apoptosis effector related to pmp22. Gene Ontology annotation, cellular component: cell-cell junction; membrane. NCBI's taxonomy places the organism in Eukaryota, Metazoa, Chordata, Actinopteri, Cypriniformes, Cobitidae. The record is from RefSeq and is a predicted model, not a curated record. Gene Ontology annotation, biological process: cell-cell adhesion.